AUGGCUGAUAACUUCUGGGCAGAAAAGAGUCCGUUUCCCAAUCACCACGGAUUGGCCACUGAUGAUUUGUUUGGCAAUGAGUUCUCCAGUGGUGGCAUUGACAUGGGGAACGACAACAACAAUAAUAAGAAUCAAGGUGGUGGUUCCAUCAAAAACUUUGCAAAUAACAUGCAAUCAGGUAUGAAGUCAUUUGGUGGACAGAUGCAAUCAGGAGUGCCGGGAGCUCAACACCAACUGGCCUCAAACCCAGUGUUUAAUCAACAACAACAAAUGUUCUUACAGCAACAACAGCAACAACUUCAGAGAGGUCUUCAGAGCGGGCUUUACGAUGACAAUCAAAAAGAGCAGAUGAUAAAAUUGCGUAACAACGUAAUUCAACAGCAGCAACAGAUGAUGCAACAACAACAACAACAACAACGUGGAAAUGACAACAUUGGAAAUGGUGGUCAUUUCAAUCUGGAAGGUUCACAGGAUAUCGAGAUGGGGAUGCAACAACGCCAAAAUUCUCAAAGUGAUAGUUUUGUUGGUACUCCACCAGUUGGACAAACUCCAAGAAUGCAACCAGGCCCAUCCAUUGGGAAUCCUAGUGCUGCUAGGCAGAUGAAUUCCUCAGCUUUGCAUGGACAGAAGCCAUUUUCAGGACAGCUUCAAGAUCAGCAGGUGCGCCAACAACAACACCAACUACCACAGCAACAACCUCAUCAGAUGACCCAACAACAACAACAACAACAACAACAACAACAACAACAACAACAACAGAAACCUCCACCUCCUCAGCAGCACCAACAGCUGCAACAACAACAGCUGCAACCGCUGCAGCAGCCAAGAUUAUCGAACAUGCAAAUGGCACAGCUCCAAAGCGAGUUAUUUUUGGCCACGUUGCAGGACUUCCUUAAUCGAAAAGGUACUCCAAUCACUCAAACUCCGGUCAUUAAUUCUAAGCGCGUGAAUUUAUUCUACGUAUACAUGAUUUCCCUGAAACUUGGAGGUCCUCAAGAGUUAACGAAAGCUUUACAACAACCAGUACCCGGUCCUCAAAAUCCUUGGACUAUUUUAUCUCUGAGGCUAGGUCUUUUAGAGAAUGUCCAUGAUGAUAUGCAAAGAACUCAAGUGGAAAAGGAGUUAGCCAGGCUUUAUCUUGAUACAAUUCUUCCUUACUUGCAAUAUUGCAACACUCCGAAUGGUCAGAGAGACAUGCAACAAAGAAGAGCCUACUUCCAUAGGCAGAUUCUUUUGAAGUUUCAAUCUCAGGCCCAACAACAACAACAGCCACAGCCAACGCAACAGAAAUCCUCCUCGCAAUCACAGCAAUUAUCCCAAAAUCAAUCCCAACAACUCCACCAGCAGCAAAGAGUGAAUAAGCCAAUGGAUAUGCCCACGUCUGCCGUUCUUCCGACCAAUAAAUCUCUUAAUGAUUUGUCGAACAUUGGAAUGUCUCCUGGUGUUGUUGCUCAGUCCCCAGCCCCAAAUUUUGUCAAUAGUCCAUCUGUAUCUCAUCAAAGCCCACAUUUGAGUCUGGCCGCAACUCCUCAACAACGUCGCAUGUCUCGUGCUAGUAAUCAAUCUACUCAAAACUCUCCUUAUUUGAACCAGCAACCAGCACCACAAAGUGUCCCAACCCAAAGAACUUCACAACAAGGAACACCUUUGCAACAGUUUCUGUUUGGCCCAGCUCAACAACAAGGACAAAACCCAGUCCAAAGACAAAUACCACCCCCAAGAUCGUCAAGUGUUGCUUCACAAACGUCAUUUACUACGCCUUCCAACGGUCCCAUUCGGUCAAGGAAAGCUUCUAGAGUUCAAACUCCUGUGUCUGCAUAUGGCGAUAGAUCACAAGGCGAUACUAUAGUCGGCGAUCAGGAUGUACAUUCUAAACAGCCUUCUCAGGCAAACAUACAUACUUCACAAGACCCUAACAUCAUCAAAAAGUAUGUACCUUUCAAGAAACCCUUGGAUCUUUGGGGUGGAUAUGAAAUUAAUCGUAUCUCAAGUAUAGGUGGUGAACUUGAUGGAACGAAGCCGGUAUUCCUAUUUGCUCCAGAAUUAGGUACUAUUAACAUUCAUGCUUUGACAAUGUCGUUGAAAAGCUACUCAAGUCCUAACAGUAAUGAGGCUAUGUAUGCAUUGAAUACUUUAUUGGUUGCUACUUCAGAUGCAAUGUAUGGCUUUAAAAUUGAUGAUUGCAAAGAAUUAUUAGAUUCUUUGGCAAAAUUAGGGUUGAAGAUUCUUGAGCACAUUGUGGACAAAGAUUCUAGGUAUCGGGACCCCUACAACGAAGUUAGCGAUCUUCCAUCCAACGAUGCCAUUGACUCUGUAUUUGAAAAGUAUGUGAAGAAAGAACAAGCCUGUGAAGAUAUUGCCUUUGUCGUUGAAUCAUUAACUGGUGAAGUGAUAGAAGACGAAAUGGAUGAUUCUGAAGACUCUGAUGAGUUUAUGGAUGAUAUAUUUUCACCGCAAACCGACAACACCCCUAUUUUGGGUCAUAGUGAUGUUGACUCAUUCUCUGUUCCUGACUACUUGACAAGCCUUAUGGGUUUCAAGGAAGAAAACAAAAAUCCAUUCAGUAAAUUACAAAGCAAGAGUGCUACUGAUGAGCAAUUAAUGCUUGUUGAUCUGUUAAUAACUGUGACCAUGAUUAUCCGGAAUAUUUCAUUUGGGCUCGGAAACCAAGCUACUUUGGCUAAAAACCCAUGCCAUAAGAAACUAUUCUUUUCCAUUGUGAAAACCAUUGCCACCAGUCCUAAUAAUUUCAUCUUUUACCGAAAAAGAUUAUGUUUGAUGAAAGACUGUCUCGUGAUUUUGAAUAAUCUUGCAUUGAACUUUGAAUUGGAAACAUUGGAAGAAACGUUUUUGGUGGUUGCACUUGUGUUUUAUUUUGGCCCUAAGGUUGAAGACCUGCUUAGAGUUCCUAAAACAAAAUUAGAUGUUCACACUUACUUCCAAUUUGCUAUUGAUUCUCUUGCUAAGCUUUUGGUAAAGGAGCCAUAUAACAGAACAUUAUUUCUGGCCAUUUUGACAGGAUCAUUAAAUGUUAGUGGCCAGCCUUUAAUUGGGAACGCCAAGCCGUUAAGAAUAACUGAUGAAGAUAGACUAGCUACUGAAAAGCUUAUAAAUGCUUACAUGGCAAGUGAUAGCACCGUUGUUGGAGAAGGAGGGCUUAUUAUUCGAAUGUUACAGAUACUUUUCAGUAUCUUGCCAUUUGAUGCUACCACCUUUGAGUUUUCCAAGUUUGUCUUUUCUAGAGCCCCAGUUAUCUGCCAGGCAUUGUUUAGUGCUAAACUAAUUUUGGAUAUGUUACCCUUGGACGAAUUUGCUACGCCAUAUAAUCGUUUAGUUGUUGAAUGGCUUGUUGCGAAUAAAGAACCCCUUUUAACGGAUUUUGUCCGAAUGGCGGUGAUUUUGACAUCUGAAACGGAUAAAGUUCCCCAAGGGACCGAAGAGCGCCGAGUUUUGAACAUUGUUUUAAUCAAGGCAAUGGUGGCCAUGAAUACUCUCUUGGGACACGCAAUCUCAUACCAAAGAAUGCUAGAGGAGAGCAAAUCAGGAGUUGACGAUUCCAAUGAUGAAUUGCUUGAUAGAAUUAAACUGUUGAGUCAUCUUACUCGUUUAGUACCCGAGAGACAUCUUACUAUAGAUAUUACGCUAUCUGCAUCUGUUGAUGGGGUUCUCAGUACAGAGGUUACGCGAAUGCUUAGACUUAUCCGCAGACUAGGAGGACAAACGUUGCACGCUUAG
This is a messenger RNA of Lizanozyma spartinae, 3735 nucleotides long. RefSeq names its product Swi1p (gene SWI1). The coding region runs from base 1 to 3735 and encodes 1244 amino acids. Gene Ontology annotation, cellular component: SWI/SNF complex; nucleus. The record is from RefSeq and is a predicted model, not a curated record. Gene Ontology annotation, molecular function: transcription cis-regulatory region binding. Gene Ontology annotation, biological process: regulation of transcription by RNA polymerase II. The transcript has a single exon. NCBI's taxonomy places the organism in Eukaryota, Fungi, Ascomycota, Pichiomycetes, Serinales, Debaryomycetaceae.